AUGGAUGCAUCUGGUCUAAUAUCAUGGCACUUUUUUCUCUUGACUUUUAUCGUACAAUGGGUAUCCGGACAGGAAUACAGUUCCACGACUGGUCAUAUAGCCUUCUCAGAGGUCAGAGAUAACUACUAUAAGGAGUUAUGGUGCGCUACUGGACUGGAGUUCAGAUAUUAUGUCAGUUACGGUCAAUGUAUGGGGCCCACGGCGGAACCAACAACAGAAAUGGUUGUCGAUUGCCAGAAAGGCACCUACACUUACGCGAACGGCCAUCGGGUGGCAUGUUCCACCAGCACUUUAUUCGGAAGAACUACUUCACUGGGGAAGAGCUUCACGGGGUGUAUGACUUGGUCAUUCUUGGAACAUGAGGGCGAGUCCACGGCUUCUACCACAUCGUAUGACUGCUACACAGAAGAGUCUACCAUCACCGUGGUUAAGACGCUCGUGCCGGGAGACGUAUACCUCACUAGAGGUGCAGACGUCCCACUCACAGUUCCCGGAGGCUCAACAGCCGCUUCCGCGCUUGAGACGACAUUUCCGACUGUAGCGACGGAACACAACAACCCAGGCGCUAGACCCGAUACCAGUUAUCCAAUACUCUUACAGCCACAAUAUCACCCGCGCAGCAAGGCAUGGAUAGCAGGCGCCGUGGUUGGUCCAACUGCCGCCCUCAUGGUCGGAAUAUGUAGUAUUGCUGGCAUACUCCGGUACCGCAAGCGACGGAAGGCAGAAACUGCAGGCCUUUUAGCUCCUGCGGUGUAUCCGACGCAAUCUCCUCCCCAAGCUAAACAGCCGAUGGAUAUGACGCCGCUUCCCAUGGUACCCGUCGAGGCUAUGGGAUAUCAUGACGCCGAGGACGGUUCUAUUUACGGUCAUUCGCGACAUACAUCCACGAUCGUGGAGUUGGAGGCACCGGUGUAUGCAAAGAAUGGAUCGGAGAGUGUGCCGAGGACUUCGGAUGCUAGUCGUUUGGGAGAGCAGGAGCCGUGA
This is a messenger RNA of Pseudovirgaria hyperparasitica, 984 nucleotides long. RefSeq lists its product as uncharacterized. NCBI's taxonomy places the organism in Eukaryota, Fungi, Ascomycota, Dothideomycetes, Acrospermales, Acrospermaceae. The record is from RefSeq and is a predicted model, not a curated record. Bases 1 to 984 code for a protein of 327 amino acids. The transcript is spliced from 4 exons.